AUGAAACAACAUCUUGCUGGAGUGAAAGGAGAUAUUGGUCUAUGUAAAUCGGUUCCUCCUGAUGUAAAAUUUCGAAUGGAAAAUUCUUUGCAAGAGUUUGUGAAUUCUAAGAAAGCAACCCAAGAAGCAUAUGAAUGUAGAAAUCCUUAUGGUCCUAAUGUGUCACAAUUUGAAGGGGAUGAGGCAGAAGUGAAUUCUUUCUACUUCAAGCCAAUGUUGGAUGCUAUAUCUGCAAUUGGUCUUGAAUAUAAGGGUCCAAAUUACCAUCAACUACGGGUUAAUCUUUUAAAGGAUGCCAAGAAGGAAGUUCAGUUACUUGUGGACUCUUAUCGUGCAAUUUGGGCAAAAGUUGGGUGUACAAUAAUGGGUGAUGGUUGGACAGAUAAUAGACAAAGAACACUCAUCAACUUCCUUGUGUAUUGUCUUGAAGGAAUAUCAUUUGUGAAAUCCGUUGAUGCUUCAGACAUUGUCAAGGAUGCAACUAAUUUGUUUCAGUUAUUUGAUGAGGUGAUUGAAUGGGUUGGUCCACUCAAUGUAGUUCAUAUAGUCACUGAUAAUGCAGCAAAUUAUGUGGUCGCGGGGAGAUUGAUUUCUCAGAAGCAUAAACACAUUAAUUGGUCACCUUGUGCAGCUCAUUGUCUUAAUUUGAUCUUUAAGGAUAUUGGUAAGAUGGACCAUGUUACUGAACUUGUAAGACGUGCAUCAAAGGUGACAAUUUUUGUGUAUAAUCAUGUUGCUUUGUUAAGUUGGUUGAGAAAAAGGGAAGGAUGGACAGAGAUUCUACGACCUGGUGCAACUCGCUUUGCUACUACUUUCAUUGCACUCAAGAGUCUUCAUGAUCAUAAACAUGACUUGCAAGCUUUGGUGACUAGUAAGUUCUUUGUGGACUCUAGAUAUUCAAAGGAUUAUAAAAGCCAAGUUGCAGUUUCCAUCAUCUUGGAUAAUAGAUUUUGGAAUGAUUGUUUGAUUGUUGUGAAUCUUAUGUCUCCACUAAUGCGCUUAUUGCGUAUUGUUGAUUGUGAUGAGAGGCCUUCGAUGGGAUAUGUGUAUGAAGGCAUGUAUAGGGUGUGGGGUUUAUUUGCUCCAAAAUUUGUUUUUGAUGUGGUGGGCCUGAUCCUUUCAGAUUUCGUAAUUGUUUUAGUAUCCCUUUACUAUUUUGGUUGA
Messenger RNA from Vitis riparia (riverbank grape), 1164 nucleotides. RefSeq lists its product as uncharacterized. NCBI's taxonomy places the organism in Eukaryota, Viridiplantae, Streptophyta, Magnoliopsida, Vitales, Vitaceae. The transcript has 3 exons. Bases 1 to 1164 code for a protein of 387 amino acids. The record is from RefSeq and is a predicted model, not a curated record.